AUGUCGACGCCGAUUGCACUCCCGCCGACGCACCACAGCGAGGACUACCAGAUGGGCUCGUACGGCGGGCCCGGCUCGAGCUUCAGCAGCAACAGGUAUAUGGGCUCCCCGAUGUCUUGGCGCCCGGGCAGCUUUGGCGCGCAGUUCGUGCCCAGCCAGUCGCCCACCGCCAUGCUCGUGGGCUCGUAUGACUCCUCCCGCUCCCCCCAGACGAACGACUCGUCUAUAGUGAACGCGUGGAAUGUGUUUGAUAGACAAGGGGAGCUGUGUCGCAACUACUCGUGUUGCGGGACAGACCUGCCCGACCUGCACGCUCUCCUCGAGCACUUUGAGGACGUGCAUAUCAUCGUCAAAGACCGCACCCAGCCGCCCACAGUCCACAUCCCCUUCAACCCCCAGGUCGACUCUUCCCCCCUGCCCCCAACAACCUACAACCCCGCUGACGAGAUGGACCUCGGGCUCGACUACGCCUACGAGCAGGUCGACGACAGCUCCCCCCCGCCACUUUCCACCGCCCCCACCAGCCCCGGCACCUCCCGCGCCCCAUCACCUACCCCAUCACCCACCUCUGCCCAGCGCCCCGCGCUCAACAUCGGCGUGGGCUUCCCGGGCAUGCAGCCUUUGUCAGCAUCAUCUGCCCGCCCCUCGUACAAUGCCGCAUUCAACAGGUUUGGACCGGGGGGAGGAGAGGACACCGAGUCGGGUCCCACUGCGUCCGUCGCGCCCGGGCUCGUGUACGCGCCAGAGCCGGAGGACGAGCCCCAGCCCGUUGUCGUCGCAUCCGGCACAGCCACAUCAUCGACUCAUCAGACGACGGGUCCGAUGAAGCAGAAGUCGUCUCGCAGCUCGUCGUCGAAUCCGCCAUCACGUGUCCCGACCCCGUCGUCGUCGUCGUCAUCGAUGGCAGCGGCGCUCGCUGCUGCGGCGGCGGAUGUUGCGAGUGCGUCGAUGUUGCUGCCGCAUAAGCCGUUCCGGUGUCCAAAGCCACAUUGCUCCAAGUCGUAUAAGCAGGCGAAUGGGCUGAAGUACCAUAUGACACAUGGACAGUGCAGUUAUGCGCCUGCGAAAGAUGUGGAGGCGGUCAGGGCGUUGUUGGAGCGGAAGAGGGCGCAGGCGGCGCAAGCUUCUUCUGCGAAUAACUCGGAGGACGAUGUUUCGACACCAUCAACGCCUGCUGCGACUCCGGCAACGACAACUUCUUCCAGCUCGCCCAAGUCGUCGUCCCAAGCGAAUAGUACCGCCAACACGCCCACGCUGUCGCAGGCGGAGCUUAACGAGGUGGAAGCGCGGAUGCGGCCCUAUGCGUGUGGCGUCGGCGAUUGUGCGCGGCGGUACAAGAACAUGAAUGGGUUGAGAUAUCAUUAUCAGCAUACGGGCGACCAUGGAGCGGUUGGGCUCAGUCUGCUGGCUGGCGGCUUGCAUGGGUGUCUUGCGCUCAAGACCGGGACCGGGACCGGUGGGCCGGCGGCCUCGGUGAGCGCUCCGGCGACGCCGACUGUGGGGAAUGGGAAUGCAACGUCGUCGACGUAUGCGUGGGGAAGCACGCUGUUGCCGCAUAUCCAGGCUGUCGCGUCUUCGUCGACUGCUGCUGCGGCCAAGACGAAACAACCAGCGUCGGGCUCGAGACCGGGGACUCCGGCGUCGUCGGCGGUUUCGGCCAAGCCGACGCCGGCCGCAGCUCCGCCGAAUAAAAAACGGAAGGCGGGACCAGGGGCUGGGAUGACGACGUUCGCGGUGAAGCCUGUGCAGCCGCCGCAGAGACAGGCGUACCCCCAGCAGCAACAACAACAGUGGUAUGCGGGUGCGAAUGGGCUUGAUGUCAGUUUGGGGUGA
Mycena indigotica is the source of this 1833-nucleotide messenger RNA. RefSeq lists its product as uncharacterized. NCBI's taxonomy places the organism in Eukaryota, Fungi, Basidiomycota, Agaricomycetes, Agaricales, Mycenaceae. The transcript has 2 exons. Gene Ontology annotation, cellular component: nucleus. The record is from RefSeq and is a predicted model, not a curated record. Bases 1 to 1833 code for a protein of 610 amino acids.